UUAUUAUAUUGUAGCCGCCUGUCAACGAGUCAAAACUGCACCGCAUAGAUGAAAUCCAUCAUUCGGAAUUGAAGUGCCAUUCAUUAUAUGCACACGCCCGCAUAUCCUCGGACUUCUCGGCCCGCAACUACUCCCAAACAGGCACUUGGCAGUCGUUAUCAUCGCGGGUAAUUGAUAAAAAUGUGGAAAUAUUUGAUAAGAGCGGGGUAAUUGGGUUUCCUGGCCGUUGCUGUUCUCGGAAAGUGUAUCCGACAGGGCGGCACGGCAGCUAAGAUCUUGGUCUAGCCCGUUGAUACCGAUACCGCACGCACCGCAGAUAAUGAAAUCAACCUCGGGGCGAUGUAACGUGCCGUAUUAUAAAGAAUUAUCGUCGGAUUCAUAAUUUGUAUGAAUAUCAUCAACAGGAAGUACAUUACUCUUUGGGGGUUGGAUAGCUGGCCAUGUCUAAUCGCCCAACUAUGCUGCCCAUACUCGAUGGUCUAACAUGUGGCGAGUCAUACUGUCUGAUUGCCCUGGCCGCACUUGUCACAGGCUGUACCUUCUUCUUCACGAAGAGAUGUCGCAAGGUCCCGUCGUUCUCCACGAAGAAUGGACUUACAGCAAGAGAGAAAAGAGGCCUCGGUGACCAAAAUGCUACUUCAAAGCCCCAGACUUUUUUAGGGCCGGUUGAUACGUUGGUUGGCUUCGACUGGAAAAGUACAGAGCCACUGAAGCACCGCCCCUUUAAGCCGAAAUAUCAUCUUACUAUGGCACUGGAGAAAACAGAUGCCAAUAAUCUAAUCGUUAUGGACAAGAACUAUUUGGAUCGUGUCACUCUACGUCAGAGAUGUAUAUCCGAGUACCCAAAUACCGUUAUCGGGCACCUGGAAGGGUCGCGCCCGGCAGUCAAAGAACUAUAUGAGUUCCUCAUGGACGGUCUGCUUCCCGUGCGGUGGCCCCAGAUGUUUCAACGCUCAAACGGUCAGCUUAACAACCUGGUCACAGGUCACAGUCUGCCCAUCAGCUGCCCGGAGUCAUCUACAGAGGCACUUGCCCAGAUUGGGAGUAAUUUAGACGAAGACUUUCUGAUACUACUUCCUUCGGAUGAUGGCGAUGGAUAUACGCUGAAAGCUUUUGCAACUUGUUUCCCCAGCGGCUUUGAUGCGAGUAAGAAGCUUGGAUUGAAAUUGCGAGAUAUUCAUGGGCCUGUCCCGAAGUAUAUGGAUAUACUGAACAAGAGUAUGGAUCGAUAUUUUGCUGCGCUAGAGGUUGGGAAAUUUAAAAGGAGGUUCAAUUGGAGCGUUAUGACGAAUAGUAAAUUGUUUACUCCGUUUGAAGUCACUCAUUUCCAUGAUGGGAAACAUACCAAUGCCGACCAUCCUGCUGAAGUUACGGUGGAAAACACAUACCAGCGCACAGAAAUGCAGUCUCUGUUCCGCCUACCCCAGAGUGGUGCGAUAGUCUUCGUCAUCAAGACAUAUAUGUACCCAAUACAGGAAGUCAAAGAUGACGGAUAUGGGGAAGAGCUCGCAGCGGCUAUUGAGGGCUUACAGACAGGGAAUGUGCCGGAAAUGUUCUUCUACAAGAGGGGUCCAAUCUGGGGGGAGUUUGUAAAGACGUUUUUGAGAAGUUGAAAGGACGAAUGUAAACUGUAGUACUUCGAAUACUGUAGCAAGUUGUGUUGCCUGUCGGAUAUUGACUGGUGGUCAUUUGGGGGGAAAGGUCUUAAAAAGACCACCGAGACGUUACGACCAACAUGGAGACUGUAUCUAAUCUAGAUCUGAUUGGAGAACGAGACCUAUCCUGGGUUUCCUUUCAUAGGUAUCGCUCCUUCGUCGGAGCUUAGCUCUGGCUUGUUAAUGUGUUUCUGGCUAGUUUAUACUUUGCCCCAGGUGUCAGUCUAAUAAUAAACAUUUUGCCAA
Messenger RNA from Pseudogymnoascus verrucosus, 1901 nucleotides. RefSeq lists its product as uncharacterized. Bases 441 to 1613 code for a protein of 390 amino acids. Lineage: Eukaryota; Fungi; Ascomycota; Leotiomycetes; Thelebolales; Thelebolaceae. The record is from RefSeq and is a predicted model, not a curated record. The transcript is spliced from 6 exons.